AUCGGUCUGUGAUGAGUCCACAAGGAAGGCUCUGAUUGGUCAACCGCUGGAAACCAGGUAGUGGAAACACGACGCGGCACGAGUUUGCACAGUGCUUAACUUGUAUUGAUCGCGUCCAUCAUGGAAACACCCCUGCUUCCUCGUGAGUCCGGCCAGUUCAUAGCAGAAAGGAGUCGGGAUGUGUUUGUGGAGGAGGAAGGAGUGCAGAAGGUGGCAGAGAUGCUCUACACUCUCCGACACAGUGACUGUCUGACUGCCAGUGGCUGGAAGAUGGCAAAUCCAUUGGCCCCAGCACCCACUUCUGACCAGGCUUUGAACUGGGUAUUUGUGGUAGACACCAUGAACUUCUCCUUUUGGCCAGAGAAUGAAAGUCAACAGUGUGAGGUGACCUAUAAAGGGACCAUGUACACAGGCUACAUGACACUGUGUGCUGCCAUCACCAGGGCCAUGGAAGAGGGUAUACCCAUCACUGAUCCGAAGUACUUCUCUCAGAUGAGUGUGGAGGAGUUGGGACAAGUCCUCCGAUCAGACAAUGAAACCCCCAUGCCGAUGCUUCAGGAGCGCCACAAGGUGCUGACUGAAGGCGGUCGCGUGUUGCUGGAACACGGCGGAAGCUUCCGCACUUUUAUCAGCCAAGCCGGGAACGAUGCCCGCAAGAUGGUGGAGCUCAUCGUCGAGAAGAUCCCUUCCUACAGGGACGAAGCUGUGUAUGAGGGGAAGAGAAUCUCACUCUACAAGCGAGCCCAGAUCCUGGUGGCAGAUUUCUGGGGUGUCAUGGAGGCCAGAGGAGAGGGAGACAUCAUUAACAUGGACUGGCUCACCAUGUUUGCAGACUACAGGGUCCCACAGGCUCUUGUCUACCUCGGAGCGCUACGAUACUCUGAUACACUGAUGCAAAUAUUGAAAAACGGCGAGCUGCUGUGUUCAGGGGACAGGAGAGAGGUUGAGAUCCGAGGUUGUUCGAUUUGGUCGGUGGAGCUGAUCCAAGACAGACUUUGCAAGCUGUUGCAGGAGAGAGACGGAGAGACAUGUAACAUCACUUCUGCAAUCAUCGACUUCUACCUGUGGCUUUACGCCAAGCAGCACCACAAAGAGAUGGCCCACAUUCCCAUUCACCACACACGCUGUAUUUACUACUGACAUGCUGGCUGGCAGCAUUACAUACAGUAGGCAGCACUUCUCAGUGUGCAGCCUUGGCACCGGUGCCUUUCUCUGGGAUAAAGCCAAGUAUGUUCCUGUGCCAGAUAUAUGUAAAAAUGGGCUUCUCUCUAGCUGUAAUGGAAACAGGUGUGAAGCUUUAAUUUAGCUUCAUCUGUGUGGGUGGUAGCACUGUUGUUGUUGUCCAUUUACAGUCAAUUAAAAUGUUAGCUGUUGAUGAGAUGGAACAUUUUCUAACAAACUUCUCACUGUAAUGGAGAGCAAGUGAUAUACAUACAUACAUCCAUGUGAACACACUCUGCAUAUCUGCAGUGAUUUGAACUGACACCAAACCGUGAAAAUAAAAUAUUUUGGUUAGA
Messenger RNA from Seriola aureovittata, 1517 nucleotides. It is a transcript of the gene qng1, whose product is annotated as Q-nucleotide N-glycosylase 1. The record is from RefSeq and is a predicted model, not a curated record. The transcript has 7 exons. Bases 121 to 1140 code for a protein of 339 amino acids. Lineage: Eukaryota; Metazoa; Chordata; Actinopteri; Carangiformes; Carangidae.